AUGAGUCAGAAAACGGCUAAGGAGGGUCCCAGACUCUCCAAGAACCAAAAGUUUUCCGAGCACUUCGUCAUACGUUGCUGCCCACCAUUCACCUUCCUCAACUCCAAACGUGAGAUUGUGGAUCGGAAAUACAGCAUCUGUAGAAGUGGCUGCUUUUACCAGAAGAAAGAAGAGGACUGGAUCUGCUGUGCCUGCCAGAAGACCAGCACCAGCCGCCGUGCAACGUCCCCUCAGAAGCCCAAGAAACAACCAGCUGCACCCCCCGCCGUGGUCAAAGCACCAGCCAAGCCACGGUCCCCUCCGAGGUCUGAGCGUCAGCCACGCCCCCGCCCAGACGUCCGAACACCACCAGCCAAGCAGCGCCCCCCUCAGAAGCCCAAGCAGCAGCCGCGCAGCAGUCCCCAGAGAGGGCCAGGCACCAGCCGUGGGGGGUCUCCCGGCAAAGCUUCUAGGUUCUGGUAA
Diceros bicornis minor is the source of this 462-nucleotide messenger RNA. RefSeq names its product myelin associated oligodendrocyte basic protein (gene MOBP). Gene Ontology annotation, cellular component: cortical actin cytoskeleton. The record is from RefSeq and is a predicted model, not a curated record. The transcript is spliced from 2 exons. NCBI's taxonomy places the organism in Eukaryota, Metazoa, Chordata, Mammalia, Perissodactyla, Rhinocerotidae. Gene Ontology annotation, molecular function: myosin binding; actin binding. Bases 1 to 462 code for a protein of 153 amino acids.